UAUCGCCUGGGCCGGGCCGGGGGCACGGGCGCGGAGCCGGGGGCGGGCAGUGCCGGCGCCGUGGAUCCCUGCGCGGGGAGGUGGUGCAGCCGGGGCCGCCAUUUUGGGUGCCUGGAGCCUGCUCGUCGGGACGGGCGAAAGUUUUUAUCAUGUUGGGCUCCGGGUUCAAGGCUGAGCGCUUGCGAGUCAACCUGCGCCUUGUUAUCAAUCGGCUCAAGCUGCUGGAGAAAAAGAAGACUGAGUUGGCCCAGAAGGCGAGGAAGGAGAUUGCAGAUUAUCUGGCAGCUGGGAAAGAUGAGCGUGCCAGGAUUCGUGUGGAGCACAUCAUCCGAGAAGAUUACCUCGUGGAGGCCAUGGAGAUCCUGGAGCUGUACUGCGAUCUGCUGCUAGCCCGCUUUGGCUUGAUUCAGUCCAUGAAGGAGCUGGACUCCGGCUUGGCGGAAGCGGUGUCCACGCUGAUCUGGGCUGCACCACGCCUCCAGUCGGAAGUGGCUGAGCUGAAGAUUGUUGCUGACCAGCUGUGUGCUAAGUACAGCAAGGAAUAUGGGAAGCUGUGCCGGACAAACCAGAUCGGGACAGUCAAUGACAGGCUGAUGCACAAGCUGAGUGUGGAGGCACCACCCAAGAUCCUGGUGGAGAGAUACCUCAUCGAGAUUGCCAAGAACUACAACAUACCCUAUGAGCCUGACUCCGUGGUGAUGGCUGAAGCCCCUGCGGGUGGAGAGGCGGAUCUGAUCGAUGUGGGAUUCACAGAUGAUGUGAAGAAAGGUGGCCAUGGCGGGGGAGGAGGUGGUGGAUUUACAGCCCCGCUGGUUGGUCAUGAUGGAAUAAUGCCCAUGCCGAUGCCUAUGCCCAUGCCAUCACCAAAUCCACCGUUCUCUUAUCCGCCCCCGAAAGGACCGGAGAACUUCAAUGGCCUACCAGUGGGGACCUACCAGCCUUUUGCUAACAUUCAUCCACCACCAAUUCCGGCAACCCCACCAACAUAUGAGUCUAUUGAUGAGCCUAAAGCUGACAAGGAUGUUCCUUCUGCACAGGUGUCUGGGCCUGGGCCCAAGCCAGAACCUUCUCCAAAACCAAGAGCUGUAGCUCCUGAUACCUGCGAUAACUUUGUGUUGCCUGAAUUACCAUCAGUGCCGGAUACUCUGCCAACAGCAUCCGCUGGUGCCAAUUCUUCUGCCUCUGAAGACAUUGACUUUGAUGAUCUUUCUCGGAGAUUUGAGGAGCUAAAGAAGAAAACAUAAGACUGACUGGGCUGUAACUCCAAUGUGAGAGGCAGCAGCUGUGACAGCUGCUUCUCUCUGAAACACUCUCCUAGAAAUUGGUUUCCUGUAUUAACUUAAAAUGAACGCGCUCUUUUUUUUGAGCCCUCUUCCUGCUGUACUUAUACCAAAUGCUGCCACUUUCCCAGUCUUUGUUGCUCCAGGAGGUGAACUGUGGUGGGAUCUUGUGAGACUGGAACAGGGAACAGCUCCUGUCAGUCCGGGUGGUUGUGCUAUACAGGAAGGCCAGUCCUGACUGCCUCCACAGUGGCUCUGCAUUUCCUUCCGUGGAGAAGAAAGAUGAAGGUUGAAAGGUGACCAGGCUUGCUCCUCAUGUGUGUGGUCUCAAGGGGAGCAUCGCGCAUGUGCUGCCCAGCUCUGCUCUGUGGCGCAGAUGGUGAGAGUGAGUAGACUUGGCGCUGCCUGUGAGGUUUUGCAGUACCCUGGCACUUAGGCCACCCCUGGCUGCAGCUGGAUCCAGCGGCAGAGUUUGCCUGGGAAGCCGAAGUUCUCUUUUAGUCCCCCUGGCUUCUCAGGGAGCCCUCCGUGGCCUUUGCCGCAUUAGCAGCAUUGCAUCUGCGGGAGGGUUGGUUCCCCUUCUGCAGGAGGGCAGGGCCGUACUGUCUCCUGUUCCAGCAGCGCGUUCAGCCUGAACGUGAGGGGAGUGCGCGCGGGCAGGGCAGGGCAGGGCGGGGGAGGCUACCAGAGCCGUACGGCGUGUUCUAACUCUGCCCCGGGCAGCUGGGGGCUAAAAAGCCUGUGGAGAGCUGAAAGUUGACUGGAGUCUGACUGGAUACUUGGCAGUAACUUUGCCUACCUACGGAGCAAGGUAAUGGGAAAGCUGCAGCCUGAGUGCUGGCAGAGCUCCCUGUGCAGCUGUGGCGUCUGUUCCGUGAGCCAGGGCUGCACUUCUUCAGGGGGAGGGACCGGUGACCAUGACUUACUCUCCUCUGUAAUGUAUCUGUACAUAACACUUUCACACAACUUUUCUUUGGAGUUUUUGAUUGAUUUGUAUCUUACAGAGUAGUUCCUAAUAAAGUUUAGGAGUGUGA
This is a messenger RNA of Dromaius novaehollandiae (emu), 2314 nucleotides long. It is a transcript of the gene IST1, whose product is annotated as IST1 factor associated with ESCRT-III. Gene Ontology annotation, biological process: protein transport. The transcript has 10 exons. The record is from RefSeq and is a predicted model, not a curated record. NCBI's taxonomy places the organism in Eukaryota, Metazoa, Chordata, Aves, Casuariiformes, Dromaiidae. The coding region runs from base 150 to 1244 and encodes 364 amino acids.